Molecule: messenger RNA, 3291 nt
Organism: Saprolegnia diclina VS20
Lineage: Eukaryota; Oomycota; Saprolegniomycetes; Saprolegniales; Saprolegniaceae
Exons: 13
Coding region: 1-3291 (1096 amino acids)
Molecular function (GO): helicase activity
Source: RefSeq, a predicted model, not a curated record
AUGGACGGUGGCGCCAUGGACGUCGGCGCCAUGGAGAGCUUCCUGAUCAAGGAUCAAGAUCAAAACCUCCGCGUCCGCAGCAGAGAGGUCUCUGCGGUCUUCACGCGCUUCGACUUGACGACGUUCCGCGUCCUCGUCAUGACGAUCUGGGUCGACCACGACGUCCGCAAGUCCCUCGAUGAAGAUGGAUCAUCUUCCCUCCGUGAUAUCUCGGCUCCUAAGUGGAGCCCUGGGGACGAAAUGGUCGCUGUAGGCGACUACUUUAUGGUCGGGGACGACUUGCUUCACGUCAUCAUGGGUGCUUCCAAGAGCUGUCGCCCCAUGACACCGAGCUACAACGACAUUAUCGCGCUCGCGCCGCUGGUGUUUGGUCGGAUCGUCGUCUUGUGCACGCAUGAGCUCCCCGAUGCGUCAGAGCACGCGCGCAUCGUCGUUGUCGGGGCUCGAGAGCUCGAGAGCUUUUUCCAGGCCGUGACGCGCAGUGGACGUGCAGCGGUGAUCACGGCGACGGUCCUAUCCAUGCUCAAUCCAACCAAGGCAACAAUGCUGGCGUCAAAGAAGCGCACACCCCACCCAAAGACGCACCCUCGACUUUCCAGCGUACAGAACGCUGCGUCGCCGCGUCCGUCGAGCCCGCGCUUGAAGCCGUCGACGAUGAAGACGCCCAAAACCAAGCCAACGCAUGCCGUUGUCGUGACGCGCCGUGACGUCGCACCAAACAAGCCGGCCGUUUCUAGUCGACUGACACCGACGCGCCUUCUCACGUCGGCAGAUCACGACGUUGUGCGGCAGUACAAGGCUGCGCUGGACUUGACGCGAGCACACACGUCGCCAGAUACCUUGCCAUUUUUUGUGGCUAUUCUCAAGCAGCUCGGCUCCAAGAGUCACAAAGCCCUGCAAGAGCCCAGCAUCUCGUACGACAACGUCAAAGAGUACGUCGACGUCUGGCAGCCGCUGCUCGUCGCGGAAACCGCCCACGCGACUCACCAAGGGUUCGAGAAGUAUGCAAAACGCGACGUCGCAUUAGUGUGCCAAGAGCGAACGCAUCACGACGUGUGGCGUUUCAGCGCGGUCCCGUGGAACCUGCACGAGUCGUUGCAUAUGCAUGACGUUGUCCGCCUCAAGUGUGGUCGUACGCAGGUCUAUGGCAUCAUUGUGGGUCAAGACCAAGCAGACAAAGCGCGGUUUUUUGCGCUACUCGAAGACGGCGCCCGUCCACAAACCAGCACCAAGUGGUCGGUGGUUUUCGGGGUCAAUUUGAUCUCGCAGAUGCGCGAGUUUGUUGCGUUAUCGUCCCUCGGCCAAGUCCCGGCGACGCUGCGCCGCAUGAUUUUGCAGCCCACCCACGCGGCGUCGGUUCGCUGCACCGUCAAGAAGCACGACGCGAGCCUUCGGAAGCUGCGUUCAACGCCGGGAUCGACAGCCGACAUGGAAAUUCUCGGCAUCUUACGCAGCUUGGACGACACGGCGAUGACGCUCGGCGAGUUCUAUUCGACGCGCAUCCUCGCAACUGUCCAAGACCUCGGCGCGCGCAGCGACAAGAACGUUACCAAAGCCGCGCGCGCGCUUUCCAUCAAGUGGUCGACUGCGAUUGAAUUCGAGCGGGCGACCAACUCUCCCCCUCGAUUGGUUCCGAGGGUCGUUUGGCACACCGUCUCGUCCCAGGUUGACGACGCGCAGCGGGCGGCGAUCAAGGAGAUUCUCAACAGUCCUGCACCGAUUGCCUUGUUGCAAGGCCCGCCUGGUACCGGGAAGACCACCGCGUCGGUUGCACUUGCCAACUGCCUGGCUACUACGCAGCUUCUGGUUCGCACGGCGGCGACGCGCUUUGGUCUGCUGCCGGUCUUGAUCGCCGCGCCCUCAAACAAGGCGGCGUUUGGGUUCGCUACUCGACUUCUCCAACCGGAGUGCCUUGUGGACACCGACGGCAGCCGCACCACGAUCAAGACGCCAAGCGACGCGCCAGAAGACCAGCGCUUCACGAUGGUUGUCAACGCCAAGCCCGAUCUCGUGCCCAAGGUGCUCAAGCCGUUUUGCCUCACGCUCGUGGUCGACAAGGCGAUGGACGCCUGUGAUCAUGUGGCGACGCUUCUCGCCCGGCGCAAGGAGAAACACAAAGCCCGUGACGCGAUCAAGGAGGCACUCAACCUCAACAACUCUAAGCGCUGCGAGAGAGCGCUGCGCACCGAGCGCAACCAACUCGGCGCCAGCAUCAAGGAGAUCGCCGAGACGAUCGCGCGCAUCCGCUUGGAAAAGACAAAAACCAUCGUCGGCAACACCACGUUUGUCGUCGGCACGCUUUCGUCGCUUGGCAACGGCACGCUGGACGUUGUGGACCACGGGUUUGCCGCCAUCAUUGUCGACGAAGCGGCGCAAGCCGUCGAGUUGAGCGCCCUGCUCGCUUUCCGCGUCCGCACUUGCCGUCAUAUUUUUAUCGGCGACGUGCAGCAGUUACGAGCGACGGUCACCUCGGAAGCAGUCAAGCGCGCAAAAUAUGGCCGCUCGUUAUUCGAGCGGCUUGAGAUUGCCGGUGUUUGCGUGUCGAAGCUCCAGAUUCAAUACCGCAUGCACCCACUCAUCGCGCACUUCUCGUCGACAAACUUUUACGACGGCAACCUCAAGAGCGGUCGGGCCGUUUUUGCACGGCUGGAAGGCGACAACAUAUAUAAGCACCCGACGCUGCAACCGUUCGCUUGCUACGACGUGCGUGGUGAAGAGAGCUACGCCAACGGCUCGUUUUACAACAACGCGGAAGCUGUCUACAUCACGGACAUGGUGCGCCACAUCAAGACGCUGCGAGCUAGCGCGACGCGGUCGUACGCGAUCCUCUCGCCGUACAAGGGCCAAGUCGAGUUGCUCCGAGAAAAUGUGGCCGCCGAGAAGUGGACCGACGUCCAAGGACAUGAGGCCGAUAUCGUUUUGCUGAGCACUGUCCGCGUCCAUGAACCAGGCUUCCUCACGGAAAACCCGCGCGCAAACGUCGCACUAACGCGCUCUCGCUCCAACAUCAUCGUCGUUGGGCACGCAGAGCUGCUCACCUCGUGCUCCAUUUGGCGCAAGAUGGUCCAGCAAGCGGUGAAGCUCAAGACGCACUUUGUGACCAGAAACAAGUCGUUUAUCGAGCUUUGGAACGACACGGAGACCGACGCCGCGCUUAAAGCCCAUCAUGCAAAGGUGCACAAGGCCCUACUCGAAAUGUAUGCGGCGGCGCCAGACGGAUGUGUGGGUCUCCGAUCGCUCAGCGAGAUGCUGAUCACGGCAGACAUCAGCACCUCGACGUGUGUGGCAUGA